Molecule: messenger RNA, 3167 nt
Organism: Equus caballus (horse)
Lineage: Eukaryota; Metazoa; Chordata; Mammalia; Perissodactyla; Equidae
Gene: MSRB3
Product: methionine sulfoxide reductase B3
Biological process (GO): response to oxidative stress; protein repair
Cellular component (GO): cytoplasm
Molecular function (GO): peptide-methionine (R)-S-oxide reductase activity
Source: RefSeq, a predicted model, not a curated record
GCGGCGGCCCUCCAUGCGCCCGCGGCGGACCCUCCCGCGCCCCCUCUCGCUCCGCCUCGGCCUGGCUCUCGGCCUCGGCCUCUGCCUGGCCGCGGCGCGGGGAGCCGCGCACUCGGAGUGACAUCACUCCCCUUCUUCCUGUGCGCCGGCUUUGACACAAGCCAGAUGGCCGCCGCCAUCGGUAGGCGCGCCGGCCGCCUGGUACAGCAGUUGAUGAAACAGACGAGGAAGACGUUUUACGGUCAGCUGUGGGAGCACGAGGAGGCUGCAGCUUUGCUAACUCUUGCCCCUGUUCUUUGCCUCUCGUUUUGUUGGUGAAGAUAAUCACCGUGAUGUCUGCAUUCAACCUGCUGCAUUUGGUGACAAAAAGCCAGCCCGUGGCCCUGCGAGCCUGUGGGCUUCCCUCAGGGUCAUGUAGGGAUCAAAAGAGCUGUAAGGUGGUCUUUUCCCAGCAGGAACUGAGGAAGCGGCUCACACCCCUGCAGUACCAUGUCACUCAGGAGAAAGGGACGGAAAGUGCCUUCGAAGGAGAAUAUAUACGUCACAAAGAUCCUGGAAUCUAUAAAUGUGUUGUUUGUGGAACUCCAUUGUUCAAGUCAGAAACCAAAUUUGACUCCGGUUCAGGUUGGCCUUCAUUCCAUGACGUGAUCAGUUCAGAUGCAAUCACAUUCACAGAUGACUUUUCCUACGGGAUGCACAGGGUGGAAACAAGCUGCUCCCAGUGCGGUGCUCACCUUGGGCACAUUUUUGAUGACGGCCCUCGUCCAACCGGCAAAAGAUACUGCAUCAACUCGGCUUCCCUGUCCUUCACACCUGCGGACGGCCUCGGCGCUGGGGGCAGCGGGGCGGGCAGCGAGGGCCGGGCGGACAAGGCGGAGCUGUAGAGGGCGGGCGGGCGGUGGACAAGUGUACUUAACGCACAGCUUAUUACAAAAUCAGAGUUGUCUAUUGUAGAUAUAUUUUUUCAAAAAGUAUAAGGGCAGUUUUGUGCUAUGGAUAUUUUUCUUCUUUUGCUUAAACAGAGGCCCUGACCAUCAAUGUAUUUUGCUAUCGAUUAGAUCUGGAAGUGUUUACAACUUUAGCGAACAGAGAGAGUUUUGCACAACUUCUUCACAAGCCACUUAGGCACCAUUUGGGAUUAUUUUCUUUGAGCACAUAGCUUCUUUUAAGAUUUUUUUUUUCCCCUUGCUUAAGAGGCAGACGGUGCUUGGGCUUCACACUUGACAAUCAAGAUCUCCCAGGCGGGGCAGAGACCGGAGCUCGGAAGCACCGGGCACGCAGACCUGCGAGCCACAUGGCCCGGAGGCUGCACUGGCACGGAUCUACCUAAGAUAAGGACGGGGUGAUGUCUUAGGAGACUUCUCAGCCCUGUGGAAAGUUUGAGCUAAGGUCGUUUCUUCUCUCUAAAAGGGUGUGAAGGCCUAAAGUCUUUCCUUGUGUUAAAUUGUUGCCAGACCUGAGGGGGCGCACUGCGCGUUAUGGCAGAGAAGUAAACAUUUACCUCAUGGUCAGGCCUUUCUUUUAUUUUAUUUUCCAUUGAAAACAUUGGAAUGUAAGACAACUGUAAAAUCUUGAGCCCCAUUUUGUCCACAGUUCACAAAGCACACCUGCCAUUGCCUUUCGCAAGUCCGUCCCCCUCGCACCUAAUACUAGCGGCAGCUGGAAGGGCAUUUGGGUGAAUUCCACUGUCUAAAAUAAAACAUCAGGGCAGCACGCUUCAUCAAGGCAGCAGAAAUAAGAGAGAGCAGAGAAGACCAAGGAGGGGGUCCUGGGAACUAAAAUACCAGGGCCGGGCGGCAGAGCUGGCAAGAUACUGCAAGUGACAGACAGAGCCCCAAGCGAGGGACCUCGGCACAAGUUCAGGCGACCUCUGGAAGGAUGUUGGGGGUUAAAAUAGAAAUAGCCAGGAGCUCCAGUCCCACCCUUGACCCUAAUCUGCUGUGUGACAAGCCAUUUAGCCUCUCCAUGCCUGUUCUUCGUGUAUAAACUGGGACUUAGAAUCUUUGUAAAAUAAUUGACACUCUCAGGGCAAAAUUACUCCAUUGCUAUACAGUAAAGAUCAGUGUGGUAAAAUUAAACUGAUCUGGUUCUAAUUGCCUCAAAGGCUGAAGCCCAGGCAUUUGAAAUGGAAAGAAGCAGAGAGGGGGUUGACUUAGCUGAUUGGUAUGGAAACAGUUGGGCCAGGAGCCAGAAAGUUUUCUUUGUAGCAGUAUGGCUGGUUUUACUCUGAGAAGCUCUGCUUGCUUGCUGUAUAACAUUCAGUCUGGUGGAAUGGAUGUCAUUGUGCACAAUCCGGGUUUCACGGGUAUGACCGAUGGUGAUUUCAGUUGACAUUGCCAUAGCCAGGUGUGAAGGUGCAGCUUAUGACUGAUAUAGCUUGUGUUUGUAGCUUGAAUGGUAAUCCUGAAAUGUAGUUUAAAAAAAAUAUUGCUUUUGUUAAUCUUUGAGAGCUUAUAAAAACUGGCAUCUUUUCUUAUUAGCACCAAGACAAAAAUAAGAAAGAAGGACACUUGACAAUUUUAAAGAAAUAAUGAGAAAUGAACAUGAAAAGUGGUGACAAAUCCAAACGUCAACGUGGUCAUGUCCACAUUCUUCUGUGUCUCUACAAACGCUUCCUGGUGGAGCCUUGACAUCCCGGUGACUCUUCAUUGUCACAUAUGCUACAAUUUUGAGAUUCCAGAUCAGUUAUGUUGUUCUUCCCUCAGCUCCCAGGAUGUUCCACCUCAGCCCGGGGGUCCCUCUGAAAUUCGCAGGUUCCGCUCCCCUCUAGAAAUGAGACGCAAAAUUUAAGACCGUUGAAGCCUCAGCAUCGAGACCAUCCCAGCAGCCUUUCCUGACCUCGCAGAGGGAGCCCCAACAUUUCCUAGUAACCCAAGGAUCCCAUGUGGGAUCAACUAAAGAAGGGGGUGUCCCAGGAAUUCCUGUCACAGUGUGCAGUCUGUCCUUGAGGACACACACAGCACUUCUCACAUGCUCCAGCUGCGUAUGGUGGCCUGCCCCAGGGUCCGUUGGACACAAGCCACAGUGUUGGGGCAGACAAGGAAGAUAAAUGACGGGCUUCUUCCCUCUCCCCAGAGAUGCUGGGUUCUCAUCGUUCCUUCAUUUUUGUUGUAAGGCUUAACAUUUCCCUGAAAAAACCCUUUUCUAAUCCUCACUCUUUGUUUCAA